Vitis riparia (riverbank grape) is the source of this 1877-nucleotide messenger RNA. RefSeq names its product protein PHYTOCHROME KINASE SUBSTRATE 4. The record is from RefSeq and is a predicted model, not a curated record. Gene Ontology annotation, biological process: phototropism. NCBI's taxonomy places the organism in Eukaryota, Viridiplantae, Streptophyta, Magnoliopsida, Vitales, Vitaceae. Bases 130 to 1776 code for a protein of 548 amino acids. The transcript has a single exon.
CCAGUGGCAGCUGGCAUGAAUUUCACAAACCCAACACCCACUUCUCCAUCUCAAUUUUCCCAUAAAUUCCUUCGGCUUUGAUUUUGAUUCCCCACAAAGGAAAAAGGAGAGAGAGAUUCACACCCAGAAAUGGAAAGGCUAACCGUCAUGAAAAGCUUCAACAGACCCUUGCCUCCAUCUCCCUACUGUUCCUACCUUCCAAAAACAGCCCCACUCAGGGAUGCGUCUUUCUCCGCCUACCUCAACCCCGACGGCCUCACUUCCGCCCCCAAGAAGGACGUCCCAGCCAUCGCCGAGGACUCCGAGAUCAGCAUUUUCGAUGCCCAGAAGUACUUCAACGAGAGCAGUGAACAUCAGCAGAGGGAGAGCAAGAGGGUGGCGCUGGUUGGGGCGGAGCAUUGCGAGUCCCAGUUCGUCACCAGGACGUCUUCGGUGUCGUCGGUGGAGGGGUACGGGAGGAACUACCGGGCCCGGUCCUUCCACGCCACCCCGACGGCCUCGUCGGAGGCGAGCUGGAACAGCCAGACGGGGCUUCUGUGUAAUCCUCCGGGGACGAUUGGUGUCAGCGUGAGAAGCAUAGGUAGUGAGAAGAAGAAUGUGUGGGGUAGAAAAUGGUUUUUUGGGAGAAAAUGCCCGUGUUCGGGGAAGAAAGCGGUUGAGAUUCAGGAAAAAGUGUCAGAGCCCAGGUCACCAAUCCGCCUGAAUCAUAAUCUUGGAUCGGAUCCCAAGAGGCCGACAGAAAGAUUGAGUGGAAACACCCUGCAAAAAGUGUCCAAAAAGUCAGCAAAAAGUCUCGACAGUCCGCACGGCCACGGCCGGGACUGGGCAGACAGGCAUGAUUUGAUUCCCAGUCCUCCCAAAUUCCCACCGGCAACCCAUUUUCCCUCCAACCAAUUGGCUCGCAGGGUGUUGGCCUCCGGAACUGGAUUUUCAUUCCCCAUUCUCAGCCAAGCUCCGCCGGUGAAGUUGGUGUUCACCUCCGCACGUAAUCCCAUUCCCCUUGAAGACCCUCCGCGCGACUCCUUGGAGAUUUUCCGCCCCUCCGACGACUGCAUUUCCCGGAAAUCAACCGACAGUAUCCCACCCCGGAUCUUCGCAUCCAAUCCGGCAGCUGCGGAACGGAGGAGCUUCACGUUUUCGGCGAGCCCUAAGUCGCGGGGCACGGCCAUGGACGACGACGUGGCAAGCGAUGCCAGCUCGGACUUGUUCGAGAUCGAGAGCUUCACCACCCAGACGACCACCACCACCGCGACCAACUACCCAAUGUACCACCGCCGCGACUCCCUCGACGAUGCAUCCCGGCGGUUCGGGUAUUGCCGACGGAGCCUGGACGAGCCAGCCACUCCGUCCGUCGCCCCGACGGAGUGCUACGAGCCGAGCGAGGCGUCCAUUGACUGGAGCGUGACCACGGCCGAAGGAUUCGACCGUGGCAGCGUGACGAACUUCUCGGUGUCGGCAUCAGACAUAGUAGAUGAUGUGACAUUAAUGAGACAGGAGUUACAGAGACUGGGCAAUGGCGGCUUCAACGACAACGAUGGGGGUGGGGGCGGGAGACGACGGGGGAACGGGAUGCUGAUGAGCUGUCGAUGCGAGAAGGCGGUGAGCGUGGGGCCGGGGCCGACGCCGGUGAAGGAGGGACAGUGGGGAAGAGGAGGGGGGCCAGGGUACAUAGGUAGCUCAACGUCUAGGCAUGUGAGUAGUAGGGCAGGGGUGGUGAAUAAGCCACCCCUCGCAAGGUCUCAUUCCGCUCGCUUGUCCCUAACUUUUGCAACAUAGGGAGAGCCCUCUCCUCCCUCACUGUUUCCACAUUCUUAAAAAAUAGACAACACUCUUAUCCACCGCCUUCUGCUUGUACUCUUCUUCACUACCUUGUAUGC